Euleptes europaea (tarantolino) is the source of this 1380-nucleotide messenger RNA. RefSeq names its product N-acetylglucosamine-1-phosphodiester alpha-N-acetylglucosaminidase (gene NAGPA). Lineage: Eukaryota; Metazoa; Chordata; Lepidosauria; Squamata; Sphaerodactylidae. The transcript is spliced from 8 exons. Bases 1 to 1380 code for a protein of 459 amino acids. The record is from RefSeq and is a predicted model, not a curated record.
AUGGUCGCUUCCAGGAAUUCGUUGAACGAUGACCUCUUGCUGCCGUAUCCUCCUUCCCGACACGGUCCCCAGCAACGCCACCGGCACGCCAGAGACUGUCAGCUUCUCGCCCACGGCAACACGACGCACGAAUCCUGGCCGGGGGACAACAGCAGCGUCAGCCCGCUGGCCGUCACCCGUGCAUUUGUUUCCUACAUCCCUCCCACGGGGCAGAACCGGAGACCUGUGUAUGGGCAUUUCACCAUCGCGAGGGACCCUUUAAGAACGCUCUCCGUGUUAGAGCCCGGUGGGCCAGGAGGGUGCCGGAACCGCUCGAGGGCCACUGUGGAAGAGACCGCCAGGCUCGGGAAGUGCCUCGUGGCCCAGAACGGGGGCUAUUUUGACAUGGACACCGGGGAGUGCCUUGGGAACGUUGUGAGCGACGGGCAGCUGGUACAGACCUCUAGAGGGCUGCAGAAUGCUCAGUUUGGCAUCCGGCAAGAUGGCACGCUGGUCUUUGGCUAUCUUUCCGAAGAGGAGGUCUUAGCGAAGGAGAACCAUUUCGUUCAGCUGGUGAGCGGGGUAGUUUGGCUGCUGCGGGACGGCAAAGUUUACGUGAACCAGAGCCGAGCUGUGGAAUGCAGUAAGACACAGAACACAGGGCCUUUUGACACGUUCAUCAACACCAUUUCCGCCAGGACAGCCGUAGGUCACAACAAAGAGGGCCACUUGGUCCUUGUUCACGUGGAUGGCCAGACAGGCGGAAGGGGCCUCAGCCUCUGGGAAAUGGCCGAUUUUCUGAAGGAGCACGGAGUCGUCAACGCGAUCAACCUGGACGGUGGGGGGUCGGCCACCCUCGUCUUAAACGGGACUCUUGCAAAUUACCCCUCUGAUCACUGCCAGCCUGACCCCAUGUGGCGCUGCCCUCGCCAGAUUUCAACCGUCAUGUGCGUCCAUGAGCCGUCGUGUCACCCGCAAGACUGCAGCGGCCACGGCAAAUGUGUGCUCGGGGAAUGCCAAUGCAGCGGAGCUUACUGGAAAGGUCCCGCCUGCGACAUCUUGGACUGCGGCCCUUCAAACUGCACUCCUCAUGGAACGUGUACAGAGGCGGGGUGCCUCUCGGAUGACGGCUGGAAGGACCCCAAUUGCAGCCAAGAUGCCCUGUGCCACCCAAAGGCUGGUCGUAACUCGGAGUUCCUUUUCACAGAUGCCAUUGGAAAUGCCAAAUUCUUCUUCUGCCAGUCCAAGGGACAACAGAAUCGUCGCAAGUACACUUAUCAGCCCCUGGAGGAAAUAAACGGGGAAUCUGGCCAUACUUACACAAUGGCAGCAUGGAAGAAUGAAGAGGACGCAGCAGAGGAGCGUGACCCCGAUCAGCCAGAGACGGUCGAACUGAUCUGA